UAAUUAAAAUCUGUAAAGUUAUAUUGUUCUGCGACUUUUUACAUACAAAUACAAAACAACAAAAAUAUAAUAAAAAUACAUAUAUGUUUAAUGCUGUGAAAAAAAAACAAACAAAAAAAUUACAUAGAUGUUAAACAAAAUAAAAUUCAAACGCGCGCGAAACUAAAAUUUAAAACAGAAAUCGGGCGCGUUCUAACUAUAAAAUGAAAACUAUAAAAACACCAAAAAUUUAAAAUAUAAAUCGGGCGCGAAAUAAUUAGAAAAAUAUAAUCACACAAUAAAGCAACGAAGUCAUAUUGAAACAAUCUACAAAGGAGGAAACGGGAGCAAGAGGACACUAAACAAAGGAGGAAAUUAGGAAAGAACAUUAAACACAGGAGGAAAUUGGAGUAGAGGAUCACUAAACACAGGAGGAAACUAAAACAAAAGCAGGGGAUAAUAACUACAAAAUUAUCCAAUUUUACAUACGUAUUCUCCCAAAAACCCCUUGAGGCGAGACAAAAGCAAUAUGGACGUAGAAAUGGCAUCACCAUCAACGCCAACUAUGCGUUCGGUUGUUCCCGCUCCGCGCCCUGGAACUGCCCCAAUCGCAGCACGCCGGACCACCAUUCCAACCGCCGUGCCUCAACCAACAACAUGCACCACCGCGCCAACGGCCCCGGGCAAUAGCAUGGCAUCAACACCAGCAUCACCCGCACUAACAGCGGAUUUGCAGCGCAUUCGAUGCCCAUUGUGUCGACGCCCGCAUCGACUAUCGCACUGCGGCAUUUUUAAAGGCAUGCCACCGAUGCAACGCCAACAAGUUGCACAGGCACACGGCUAUUGCCUAAAUUGCCUGGGAACUACUCACGCAACGCAGGAGUGCCCGUCCAACAAUCGCUGCCAAAUCUGUGUGCGUUCGCAUCACACGCUGCUGCACCGCACUACCAGACGCGACGCAGGGCGACAAGCGGCUCCUCGCACCAGUGAUAACAUCAGGCGUUCUCAAAGAGCGCCUUUGAUACAAUACCGCCGGCGUGGACCCCCGUCCGCAGAAUCCCGUCACUGGCAACACCGUGCCACAUCAGCACGACGUCAGCAGCCUAGGCCGCAAUCCCGCCGGUCAACAGGCCUCAGCAGCGUCGUAGCCACGCUACAGCAGUUACAGCGGCUUCUAGGCUAAACAUUCGCCUAGGGGGGCCGGGAUGGCUAAAUGAGUCAAAACGAAAAACACACUCAUAUCAUUUCACCACACUACAUCCACCUCAUCACGCCAGAGAACACUACACGUUAACACACACACACACACAUACAUCAAAACACGAUGACAGCAUACAAACUUUAACAAAAAGGAAUAGAAAGGAUAGCACUUCACCUUUCUUUUCGAUAACGUCGUUCGCAUCGCACCUCCGUGUUCGCAGCAUCCCGGUUUUCCGAUAUUUGGCACCCGCUUAUAUGUUUCAACAUUUAACAUCCAUUUUUAAUACAACCAUUUUUGUAAACUAAAAUCACUAACGAUACAUACAUUUAUCAUAACGUUGUUCAAUAUAAAUACAUAAAUAA
Messenger RNA from Zeugodacus cucurbitae (melon fly), 1542 nucleotides. RefSeq lists its product as uncharacterized. The record is from RefSeq and is a predicted model, not a curated record. The transcript is spliced from 2 exons. Lineage: Eukaryota; Metazoa; Arthropoda; Insecta; Diptera; Tephritidae. The coding region runs from base 509 to 1162 and encodes 217 amino acids.